Artibeus jamaicensis (Jamaican fruit-eating bat) is the source of this 1574-nucleotide messenger RNA. RefSeq names its product thioredoxin domain containing 5 (gene TXNDC5). The transcript is spliced from 10 exons. The record is from RefSeq and is a predicted model, not a curated record. Gene Ontology annotation, biological process: protein folding. Gene Ontology annotation, cellular component: endoplasmic reticulum. Gene Ontology annotation, molecular function: protein disulfide isomerase activity. Lineage: Eukaryota; Metazoa; Chordata; Mammalia; Chiroptera; Phyllostomidae. The coding region runs from base 77 to 1363 and encodes 428 amino acids.
UGGGGCGGUGCGCACGGCGGGCUGGCGCCGGGGAGCGGACUGGCCGCCACGGUGAGAACCCGCCAGCCCCGCCGUGAUGCCCGCGUGCCCCGGAUGCCUCCUCCCAACGCUGCCGCGUUUGCUGGCCCCGGCUGCGGUGCUGCUGCUGCUGCUGAGCCAUGGCGGCGGCGGGCGCUGGGGCGCCAGAGCCCAGGAGCCAGGCGCGGCGGCGGACGAGCCCCCCGCGGCCGCGGACGGGGAGGACCCUCACUCCAAGCACCUGUACACCGCGGACAUGUUCACGCACGGAAUCCAGAGUGUGGCGCACUUCGUCAUGUUCUUUGCGCCCUGGUGCGGGCAUUGCCAACGGCUGCAGCCCACUUGGAAUGAUCUGGGAGACAAGUACAACAGCAUGGAAGAUGCCAAAGUUUACGUGGCGAAGGUGGACUGCACAGCGGACUCAGACGUGUGCUCUGCUCAGGGGGUGCGAGGGUACCCCACCUUGAAGUUUUUCAAACCUGGCCAAGAAGCUGUGAAGUACCAAGGUCCCCGGGACUUCCAGGCACUGGAAAACUGGAUGCUGCAGAUGCUGAAUGAUGAGCCUGCUACACCAGAGCCAGAAGUAGAACCACCCAGAGCACCGGAGCUCAAGCAGGGGCUGUAUGAGCUCUCCGCGAGCAACUUUGAGCUGCACAUUGCACAAGGCGACCACUUUAUCAAGUUCUUCGCUCCGUGGUGUGGGCACUGCAAAGCUCUGGCUCCAACCUGGGAGCAGCUGGCUCUGGGCCUCGAACAUUCUGAAACUGUCAAGAUUGGCAAGGUUGACUGCACACAGCACUAUGAACUCUGUUCAGGAAACCAAGUUCGUGGCUACCCUACUCUUCUCUGGUUUCGAGACGGUAAGAAGCUUGACCAGUACAAGGGAAAGCGGGAUCUGGACUCCCUGAGAGAGUACGUGGAAUCACAGCUCCAGAGUGUGGCCAGUGGUACCCCAGAGACCGCGCAGCCCUCUGAGGCCCCGGCGCUGCCUGCAGAGCCUGAGGACAAGGGCACUGUGUUGGCACUCACAGAAAAAAACUUCGAUGACACUGUCGCAGAAGGAAUAACCUUCAUCAAGUUUUAUGCUCCAUGGUGUGGUCAUUGUAAGAAUCUGGCUCCUACUUGGGAGGAACUCUCUAAAAGGGAAUUCCCUGGUUUGGCAGAGGUCAAGAUUGCUGAAGUGGAUUGUACGGCGGAACGGAAUAUUUGCAGCAGGUUCUCGGUACGAGGCUAUCCCACAUUGUUGCUUUUCCGUGGAGGGAAAAAAGUCAGUGAGCACAGCGGAGGCAGAGACCUUGAAUCGUUGCACCACUUUGUUCUGCGCCAGGCAAAAGACGAACUAUAAAAACGCAGGUGGAAGUCACCUGUCCUGCCUGGCCUCCUGGACCCAGCGUGGAGGAGCCAUGUCAUGCGGGUGUCACGGAGUUUCAAGUGGUGGUUGUUUAGAAAGCUGAAUAUACUGAACUUGUGGUAUCUUCUUUGUGUGUGUGUUUUUAAGUCAACACACUCUACAGAUGCUUUAUUAAGUUUCUCUAAGUAAAUAAUGUAACUCAUGA